ACAACGUAUACUGCUAAAAGCUGCUUCAAGUUAUGUUUCUGUAUUACAGGUAUAAGUGAAAACAUGGUUCUAUUUCAAAUCUCGACUUUGCUGUUGCUUUUGACCUUCUCAAAAAAUUCCGAGAUACUUGCAGGGAGGAUCAUUGGGGGUCAUGAGGUGGUGCCAUACUCUGUCAAAUACCAAGCAUCUAUACAGACUGAGACGGGGCAGCACUACUGUGGAGGAACCCUUGUGCAUGCACAUUGGGUGGUGUCUGCUGCCCACUGCUGGAGACCGAGCACUAAAAUGAGGGUGGUGUUAGGCGAACACAACAUGAAUGAAGUCGAAGGAUACGAACAGAUCUUCAAUGUAUCAAGAAUAUAUUUACACAACUAUAACUACAGGACAUUCGACAGCGACAUCAUGCUUAUUAAGCUGAAUAGGCCGGCAGUAGUGAAUGCAAAAGUGGAACCAGCCCAGCUACCUGAUCAGAACGAUUGUCCAACACGUGGCAUGUGCAGAGUGAGCGGCUGGGGCGUGACUCAGGUUUACUCGUACUACCUCUCCCCUGUGCUGCGUGCUGUGGAUGUGCAAAUAAUCCCACGCUGCAACUGGUACUACUGGGGCAGAAUCACGACUAAUAUGCUGUGUGCUGGAUUUCAGUGGGGUGGAAAAGAUUCUUGCCAGGGUGACUCUGGCGGUCCCCUUAUCUGCAAUGGCCACUUUGAUGGCAUCGUCUCCUGGGGCAUCAGCUGUGCGAACCCAUUCUUCCCUGGCGUCUACACCAGCGUGUGUAAAUAUGUAGACUGGAUCAAAGGAAUUAUUGAUUAACAGCACAGCGUGAACAGGCACUUAUUUACUUUAGAAAUAAAGUGAUCAGUCAACAUUAUUUUCAGUGGCCUUGUUUAAAAGUUACUAUUACCUUUGUGUUUUAUAGCACUGAAUGUAAAUUGACAUUGACUACAACUUAUAUGAAGAAUUAGUAAUUUUUAAAUACACGGUUUUCUGGAAAAAUGUUGCUAUGCUUGUAAUUCACUGAUAUUUACUCAUACAGAAUUUAUUUUAUUGUUGUUAUUGCUAUUAUUGUUAUUAAUAGUAGUAGCAGUAGUAGUAGUGAUAGUAGUCACAAACUUAAAGCUGUGUUAACUAAUUGGUAGAACUAGUCAAAGACAAAGUCAGUACCAGUACUGAAUAAUACCCAGCCCUAUUUAACAAUAUUUUUUCUUUAUUUUCACACUGAAUGAAAUGACUGUAUGCAAUGUGGUUGUCUUUACGAGUGACACCUGUCACAUUACAUCUCAAUUCAUGUACUCCAAUGUAAAUUUAAAAAUAUUGAUUAAUGAAGCUUUAAGAACAUCACAACAGAGUACUUUUUGAUGAUUUUAUAAUGUUACUAUAUAAAGUGUCUGAGUAUUUUGAAAAGCGCUACAAAAAUAAAAUAUAUUAUGAUUAUUAUUAUUAGAAUGAGUUGACAUAUGACUCAGAAUGAAAAGAAUAAACCAUUCACAGUGACAGUGAAGAUGAGCUGUUUAGCUAAUGCUAAGGAUUAUCUAUGUUGUGCUUCUAGUAAUAUCUUGUAUUGUCAACAGAAGAAUAAAAAAGUCAAUGGACACAAUAUUACACUUUGAAAUUGGAUUAAAGGCACAUUUUGAACA
Molecule: messenger RNA, 1634 nt
Organism: Acanthochromis polyacanthus (spiny chromis)
Lineage: Eukaryota; Metazoa; Chordata; Actinopteri; Pomacentridae
Product: trypsin
Exons: 5
Coding region: 64-810 (248 amino acids)
Biological process (GO): proteolysis
Molecular function (GO): serine-type endopeptidase activity
Source: RefSeq, a predicted model, not a curated record